AUGACGGCUCCAACCGUGCAAUGCCUGAAAAGGCUGCAGAUUGAGCUGCGCAAGCUCAACAUGGAGUGGGAGCUGCCGUUCAAAGUGGGUGCCGAUCCGCAGAACAUGCUGCGCUGCUACUUUGUCAUGGAUGGGCCUGCCGACACCCCAUACGAGGGUGGCCGCUAUGUGGGGCUCAUCGAAAUUCCGUCCGACUACCCGUUCAAGCCACCAAGCGUGCAGAUGUGCACCCCAAGCGGGAGGCUCAAGACAGGCAUGCAGAUUUGCCUGUCCAACAGCUCUUACCACCCCGAGAACUGGUCGCCGAUGUGGGGGCUCCGCACUAUCCUUAUCGCACUCGUCUCCUUCUUUGUUUCGGAGGAGCCGACGACAGGCUCGAUGAGUGCCACCGCCGAGGAGCGACGCAGGUAUGCGGCGAACAGCAGGAAAUACAAUGUAAAGCGGCUUCAUGCGGUGUACAAGCGGGUGCUUCCCGAGGCGUUUGCAGCAGAUACGGCUUUCAUUGAAAAUGGUGGCACCUCUCCGAAGGAUGAAGGAAGCAGCGGCAGCAGCGCUAGUGAUGAGGACGCGACCGAAGCUGAAGCAGCACCGGCCGGCGCGGAACCGGAAGUCGCCGCGCAGGAGCCUUCGACAUCUCAUGAGACAGUCGCCGCUCCGGCUAGGAAAACCCCUGGUAGCGGAAAAGCGGGAGCUGCAGACACGGAGGCGGCAACCGGCGCUGCAGCCUCCAAGCGGUCCCGUCACCACCAACACAAGAAGAGCAGUACGGGUGCUGUGGCCCAACGAGGCGGUCAGCUGCAGUGGCGCCGCUAUGCUUCCCUCAUUGUUUUGAUCGCUAUUGGACUGGGUCUCCUGCGGCAGCUGAUGUGA
Messenger RNA from Leishmania major strain Friedlin, 870 nucleotides. RefSeq names its product putative ubiquitin-conjugating enzyme e2. The transcript has a single exon. Bases 1 to 870 code for a protein of 289 amino acids. The record is from RefSeq and is a predicted model, not a curated record. Lineage: Eukaryota; Euglenozoa; Kinetoplastea; Trypanosomatida; Trypanosomatidae.